Molecule: messenger RNA, 2764 nt
Organism: Vitis riparia (riverbank grape)
Lineage: Eukaryota; Viridiplantae; Streptophyta; Magnoliopsida; Vitales; Vitaceae
Exons: 22
Coding region: 236-2479 (747 amino acids)
Cellular component (GO): plasma membrane
Source: RefSeq, a predicted model, not a curated record
AAAUAAUUCCUUCUUCUCCAGUCCCAAACUAUACGCCGAGACAAAGAAACCCUAAAUAAUAAUAGAGACACUUCUCUCUGCACCAGCUCUCACUUUUCUCCUGCAAUUUGGACUUUGGUUUUUGAGAUCUCAGCCUCACUGAGAAAAGCCGAAACGGCUCGGAUUUGGUGGAGGAAUAUCAUCAGCACAGUCGGAUUACGAGAGUGAAUUGAAUGUAAAAUAGAGGAGGAGAAAGAUGGAGAACGGUUAUGAUGGAAAAUUGGUAGAUAGAUUCUCGGGCUUGGCCUUAAGCGAUUCGCCAUCCUCAGCCUCUAAUGAUGGAUUGUUUCAGGUCAUGAAAGCAGUCGAAGCUGCUGAGACCACCAUCAAGCUGCAGGUGGAAGAGAACAAUCGACUGAGGAUUGAACUUGAGAAAAAAGCUCAGGAACUGGCAAAAUAUAGACCAAAUGAAUUGGUGGGUCGAAGAUCUCAUCCAGUUGAUCCAGGUGAUGAACAUGUUCAUGGACUGUACAAAGCUCCUCAAUCAGUUCCUUCUGUAGGUAAUCAAGAAGACAGGAUUAGAAAUACCGGCAACACAUCUGUAGUUGGAGGUCACUCUGAAACCAGCACGUUUAAUGGAGCGCUGAAGGUUCAUCCUGGGAGUCAGGGACCUACAGAUGAUGCUGGCUUCUUUCAUGUUUCUUCGCCAUCUACAACAUCCUUUUCUCAUAGCAGGUACCAAGUUGAAGGAGAACAUGAUCCAAGGUUUAAUUCAUCUGGACAUGGGCUGAUGCCAAUGACUGAAGUAAAUAACCCUAGCAGUCUCUGGAAGCAGGAUCUUGUUCUUAAGAUUCAGGAACACGAGGAAGAGAUUAAGCAGUUGAGGAAACAGCUUGCUGAAUAUUCCAUCAAGGAAGCACAAAUACGCAAUGAGAAAUAUGUUCUGGAAAAACGCAUUGCUUAUAUGCGUUUGGCUUUUGAUCAACAACAACAAGAUCUUGUUGAUGCGGCCUCAAAAGCUCUUUCAUACAGACAAGACAUUAUUGAGGAAAACAUUCGUCUCUCGUAUGCAUUACAGGAUGCACAACAAGAAAGAUCAACAUUUGUAUCAUCUUUGCUGCCUCUUCUUGCGGAGUAUUCUCUGCAACCACCAGUUGCUGAUGCCCAGUCUAUUGUUAGUAAUCUCAAGGUUCUGUUUAAGCAUUUACAAGAGAAGCUUUAUGUUACUGAGACAAAGCUAAAGGAGUCUCAAUUUCAAUUGGCACCAUGGCGUUCUGAUGUGAACCACUCAAACUUUUCUCCACAGUCACCACCUCAUUCUAUUGGUGCAGCACUGACAACUUCUAUAAAAAAUGGGCUUGAACUGGUGCCCCAGCCUGCCUAUUCUCCUGGAAUGAUACCAAGUUCUUCUGAUGUGCAAACACCCUCCAAUUGGAAUAUACCGGGUCACGGUUUUGGUGGCAUGGCAAAAAAUUUGGAAUCCGAAGACUUGGGGAGGUAUUCGCCUCCUGCAAGCAGGAAUUCUGCUGCCCAAGAAGUACCUGCACAGAUCACUAGCACUCAUGGUGAUUCACGUGCUACACGAUAUAGUGAGGAAACCGCCAGCAAACAAGUAACAUUCAGUGAUCCUGUCAGUAGCACUGAGAUGGAUGAUCCAGAUGCUGAGGGACAUCAGACUGAAAGAGAACCUUCAACAAAUUGGGUUUCGGGAAGCUCUCCUUACACGGCCCCACUUGAGGAUCCCAGCUCAUAUUCUCCUUAUUUACCACCAGUUCUUGAAGAGCCUUCUUCAUCUUUUUCUGAAGCUGCAGAUGAUGAUCCUUUACCAGCAAUAAAGGAUCUCCAAAUUGCUGGUGAUGCUCUUCCAGGACAGGAGCUCCAGGCAUGUGGAUACUCUAUUAAUGGAACAACCAGUUGUAACUUUGAGUGGGUACGCCAUUUGGAAGAUGGAUCUGUCAAUUACAUUGAUGGAGCCAAGCAACCAAAUUAUCUUGUCACGGCUGAUGAUGUUGACACAUACCUUGCAAUUGAAGUACAGCCUCUGGAUCAUAGGAUGCGGAAGGGAGAACUUGUAAAGGUCUUUGCGAAUGAGCACAGGAAGAUCACUUGUGAUUCUGAAAUGCAGAGCCACAUAGAGAAGACCCUUGUUACUGGUCAUACUUCAUACAAAGUAUCCCUGUCGGCUGGAUAUCUUGAUAUAUGGGAACCAGCUACUUUGGCCAUUAAGAGGGAAGGUUACAGCAUCAAGUGUACUGGACCUAGUGGUGCUGUAGUCUCUGAGAAGUUUUCAUCAGCUACAAAUGUUAGCAUUCCUUAUGGACAUCCAGAAGAGUUCUUAGUUAUUGGUUCUGGCAGACUUCAGCAUCACUUACGAGUUGAAAACAUUUCAACUGAUGUUAGCUGUUCAAGAGAUGCAAUUGUACUUAUCCUGAGAUGCUUCAUCAGAAGGGCUGGUGAGAAAAGAAAAGGAAAGAAGAGAAGUAUAUUUUUUAACAAGUAAACGACAUUUGUUCAUCCAUCUGGGUGUGUAAUUACAUAGAUGAGGGCUGGGUUCAUAUUUUAGAUUAGGCUUGUGUACCAAUUUAUUGCAGGGAGGAAUGAGCUCCGAGUAGUUGUAUUUUGUUGUUGUAUGCAACGAUAAUGUGUUUGCACCCUCCUUGCUAUUCCUUUGGAUUUCACGUCUUCGUCUUGUGUUGCAAUGCUACAUUUCUUCAUUUUGCAAUGAUUGUGAGAUGAGAAUACAAUUAUAUGGCAAAUAAAAAUGCUGGAGUUUUAAAGAGGCUGA